AUGAAGCCCAACCCAGUAGGCUCCUCCCCAGAGGCCUGCAAAGCUGCAGGCCAGGCGCAGCAGAAGACUCAGGCCACACCCAUGCAGGCCCCUAGGCAGAAGGUUCUGGUGACUGGAGGAGGAGGCUACCUGGGCUUUAGCCUGGGUUCUAGCCUGGCCAAGAGCGGCACUUCUGUCAUCCUGCUCGACCUCCGCCGACCGCAGUGGGAGCUCUGCCCGGGGACCGAGUUCAUCCAGGCUGAUGUCCGAGAUGAAGAAGCCCUGUAUCGUGCCUUCGAAGGAGUGGACUGUGUCUUCCAUGUGGCAUCCUAUGGAAUGUCCGGUGCUGAGAAGCUGCAAAAAGAGCAGAUUGAGUCUAUUAAUGUUGGAGGCACCAAACUAGUGAUCAAUGUUUGUGUCCGUCGACGGGUUCCGAGGCUCGUCUACACCAGCACCGUCAAUGUCGUGUUCGGCGGGAAGCCCAUAGAACAGGGCGAUGAGGACUCUGUGCCAUAUUUCCCACUGGAGAAGCACAUGGACCACUACUCACGAACCAAAGCCAUCGCUGACCAGUUGACACUCAUGGCCAAUGGCACACCUCUCUCAGGAGGCGGCACUCUGCGGACGUGUGUGCUCCGGCCCCCGGGGAUCUAUGGCCCUGAAGAGCAGAGGCACCUGCCCCGUGUGGCGGGCCACAUCAAGAAGAGGCUAUUCAUGUUCCGGUUUGGGGACCACAGGACGCAGAUGAACUGGGUCCACGUGCGCAAUCUGGUGCAGGCACACGUGCUGGCGGCCGAGGCCCUCACCGCGGCCAAGGGCUACGUGGCUAGUGGCCAGGCAUACUACAUCAAUGACGGGGAGAGUGUCAACCUCUUCGAGUGGAUGGCUCCACUGUUUGAGAAGCUAGGGUACAGCCAGCCCUGGAUCCGGGUGCCCACUUCCUGGGUUUACCUAACAGCUGCGGUGAUGGAAUAUCUGCACCUGGCCUUGAGGCCCAUCUGCAGCGUUCCGCCGCUGCUCACCCGAAGCGAGGUGCGCAGCGUGGCCGUGACGCACACUUUCCAGAUCGCCAAGGCCCGCGCCCAGCUUGGCUACACGCCAGACAAGUUCCACUUCGCCGACGUCGUGGAGCAAUACGUGAGGUCUAUGAGCCGGCGGUCCCGCAGCUCCACCGCGCGGACGCUCCUACGGCUGCUGCUCGGCCUGCUGCUGCUGCUCCUCGGGCUGCUCGCCCUGGCCCUGCACAUCCGAGCCCUGCAGCCGUCCAGCGUCUGACCUGCGCCGCUGGUCACUGCCGGCUACCCUCCCAGCUUCACCUUCCGGGCUCGGACCCGCCCCCGAGCCCUUGCCUCGCCCACAAGGGGUCUCGAUUCCGUCCCUGGCCUACCCCCUAGGCUUAGGCACGCCUCUGCUCCGCGUCUUGAGCCAUGGCCCCGCCCCGCCCCGCCCCAGCCGUCUGGGUCUUGCCCGGGCUUCUCCCUCUGGCCUGGCGGGGUUACCGAGGAGGUAGGCAUACAGCCUCCUCCGCCUUCCAGGCCUUCUCCUCCUGCUCUGCCCAGACCUAACCCGACCCCGGAUUCUCCUCUGCUCGCGUUCCGCCCUCUUUUUGGCCCUACCGGUAGGAUUGAGCCUUCCCCUCGGUUUCUUCUUCCGGGA
Messenger RNA from Hyaena hyaena (striped hyena), 1635 nucleotides. RefSeq names its product short chain dehydrogenase/reductase family 42E, member 2 (gene SDR42E2). The record is from RefSeq and is a predicted model, not a curated record. Gene Ontology annotation, molecular function: 3-beta-hydroxy-Delta5-steroid dehydrogenase (NAD+) activity. The coding region runs from base 1 to 1254 and encodes 417 amino acids. Lineage: Eukaryota; Metazoa; Chordata; Mammalia; Carnivora; Hyaenidae. The transcript has 12 exons. Gene Ontology annotation, biological process: steroid biosynthetic process.